Messenger RNA from Mesorhabditis spiculigera, 1269 nucleotides. The record is from the annotation of a GenBank genome assembly. Lineage: Eukaryota; Metazoa; Nematoda; Chromadorea; Rhabditida; Rhabditidae.
AUGACCGAAAUUCGCCGUCAUUCUGUUCACAACAUCGACGAGAUUCGUAAACGUACUGCCUCGGAACACCGUAACAGCGAAAACCCACCCCUCGUCCUCUUGUUGCUGAUGGGCACCGAAUUCGAUCAGGAACAAAACCGGCAUGAAGUCCCACUCCUUUUACAGCUUCGGGGCCAGCUAUACGAUGUCGCUAAAUUUGCGAAGAAACACCCUGGUGGUGAAAAGGUUUUGCGCAAGCUGGCUGGCGGGGAUGUUGACGCCUUUAUGAGGGGCGAGCAACGAAUACUUGGUGUCAAGCAUGAACACUCAGCGGCUGCCUACGCUAUGCUGGAACGUUAUAAUGUCGAACACUUGCAAAAGAACGACCCGUAUUUGGAUGAAAAACGAGGAGUACUAGGCCGUAUAGGCAACUUGGGGGCCGAUUACUGGACAUGGAUCCAUCAGCCUUACGAAGGAACGAUCAGGCUCUUUGACUCGGAUUUUUUGGAAAGGCUCACGCGUACCGCUUGGUGGGUGGUCCCAUUGGUCUGGAUGCCGCUCGUUGUUUUGUUUAGCGCCCUAGGAAUUACCGAAUUACACCAAAAUCACGGCGCUUUUGUUGCUUCGGUUGUCUGGGGUGUCCUCUUUUCGAUUGGAGUGUUAACCUGGACUUUGGUAGAAUACCUCCUUCACCGAUAUGUUUUCCACUGGCACCCAGAUACUUCGUCACAGACACAAAUUGUUCUCCAUUUUCUAAUUCAUGGGCUACAUCAUAAAACCCCCAUGGAUGGAGACCGGCUUGUGUUUCCCCCGACCCCUGCGCUCUUCAUUAUUAUUUUCUUCGCAUCGAUUUAUGUGUCCAUUCUCCCCUGGGCCGCGUUCUGUUGUUUUGGUGCCGGAAAGUUGUGCGGAUACGUGAUGUACGAUUGUACGCACUACUACCUUCACCAUGGAUCACCCAAACCCGGAUCUGAUAUGCACUACAAGAAAGUCUAUCAUCACAAUCACCACUUCAAAAACUAUGACCUUUUGGGAUUUCGACGCAAAUAUGGGAUCAUGUAUUUGCGACGCGACGAACUCCACCGCCUUUUUGGUCAAAUGCUUCUCCGCUACUUCCUGAACGAGAAGGGUGAACGCGUCUACACUCUCAAGAAGACCUCCCCAGAAGGUGCCCAGACCCAUUCGGCUCAUCCUGCUAAGUUUUCGCCGGAAGAUAAGUACAGCCAAUACCGCGUGAUUGUCAAGAAGCGCUUCCAUCUUCUCCCAUCUCAACAAGCAAAAAUCGUUUAU